AUGCCCAGCCCCGCCGGGCUCCGCGCGCUGUGGCUCUGCGCCGCGCUGUGCGCCUGCCCGUGCGCCCGCGGCGCGCCCCAGCCCGGCCCGCGGCCCGCCUGCCCGGCCCCCUGCCGCUGCCAGCGGGGCGGCAUCACGCUGUCGGCCGACUGCUCGGAGCGCGGGCUCUCGGCUGUGCCGCGCGACCUGGACCCCCUGACGGCUUACCUAGACCUCAGCAUGAACAACCUCACGGAGCUGCAGCCCGGCCUCUUCCACCACCUGCGCUUCCUGGAGGAACUGCGUCUCUCUGGGAACCACCUCUCACACAUCCCAGGACAAGCGUUCGCCGGUCUCUACAGCCUGAAAACCCUGAUGCUGCAGAACAACCGGCUGGGAGGCGUCCCCGCGGAGGCAUUGUGGGAGCUGCCGAGCCUGCAGUCUCUGCGCCUCGAUGCCAACCUCAUCUCCCUGGUCCCGGACGGGAGCUUCCGGGGGCUGCCCUCCCUCCGCCACCUGUGGCUGGACGACAACGCGCUCACCGAGAUCCCGGUCAGGGCCCUCAGCCACCUCCCCGGCCUGCAGGCCAUGACGCUGGCCCUCAACCGCAUCGCCCACGUCCCCGACCGCGCCUUCCAGAACCUCAGCAGCCUGGUGGUGCUGCAUCUGCACAACAACCGCAUCGAGCACCUGGGGACCCACAGCUUCGAGGGGCUGCACAGCCUGGAGACUCUAGACCUGAAUUAUAACGAGCUGUGGGAGUUCCCUGUGGCCAUCCGGACGCUGGGCAGGCUGCAGGAACUGGGUUUCCAUGACAACAACAUCAGAGCUAUCCCAGAGGAGGCCUUCCUGGGGAACCCUCUGCUGCAGACGAUACAUUUUUACGAUAACCCAAUCCAGUUCGUGGGGAGGUCGGCAUUCCGGUACCUGCCCAGACUGCACACGCUGUCCCUGAAUGGCGCCACGAACAUCCAGGAGUUCCCGGAUCUCAAAGGCACCACCAGCCUGGAGAUCCUGACCCUGACCCGUGCGGGCAUCCAGCAGCUCCCUCCAGGAGUGUGCCAGCAGCUGCCCAGGCUCCGAGUCCUGGAGCUGUCCCACAAUCAGAUACAGGAGCUGCCCAGCCUGCGCGGGUGUCGGAGGCUGGAGGAAGUUGGCCUCCGGCACAACCGCCUCUGGGAGAUUGGAGCCGACACCUUCAGCCAGCUGACCUCCCUGUGUGCCCUGGACCUGAGCGGGAAUGCCAUCCGGUCCAUUCACCCUGAGGCCUUUGCGACCCUGCGCUCCCUGGUCAAGCUGGACCUGACGGACAACCAGCUGACCACACUCCCCCUGGCUGGGCUCGGGGGCCUGGUGCACCUGAAGCUCAAAGGGAACCCGGCUCUGUCCCAGGCCUUCUCCAAGGACAGUUUCCCCAAACUGAGGACCCUGGAGGUGCCCUACGCCUACCAGUGCUGUACCUAUGGCGUCUGCGCCAGCGUCAAGGCCUCUGAGCAGUGGGAGCCCCAGGACUUCCAGCCUGAGGACUGGGAGGCUCCGAAGAGGCCCCUGGGCCUCCUUGCUGGACGACCCGAGAGCCACUAUGACCUGGACCCGGACGAGCUCCAGCUUGAGAUGGAGGAUGCCAGGCCACACCACAAUGUCCAGUGCAGUCCUCUUCCAGGCCCCCUCAAGCCCUGCGAGCACCUGUUCGGGAGCUGGGGCGUCCGCCUGGCCGUGUGGGCCGUUGUGCUGCUCUCGCUGCUCUGUAACGGGCUGGUGCUGCUGAGCGUGUUCGCGGGCGGGCCUGGCCCCCUGCCCCCGGACAAGUUUGUGGUGGGGGCCAUCGCGGGCGCCAACACCCUGACCGGCCUCUCCUGUGGCCUCCUCGCCUCCGUCGACGCCUUGACCUUCGGCCGGUUUGCAGAGUAUGGUGCCCACUGGGAGGUGGGGCUGGGCUGCCAGGCCACGGGCUUCCUGGCCGUGCUGGGGUCAGAGGCCUCUGUGCUGCUGCUGACUCUGGCGGCCGUGCACUGCAGUGCGGCCGUGUCCUGUGUGCGGGCCCGCGGGAAGGCGCCCUCCCCUGGCAGCGUGCGGGCGGGGGCCCUGGGCUGCCUGUUGCUGGCAGGACUGGCAGCCACCCUGCCGCUAGCUUCUAUCGGGGAGUACGGGACCUCCCCACUCUGCCUGCCCUACACUCCACCCAACGGCCAGCCCACAGCCCUGGGCUUCGCUGUGGCCCUGGUGAUGCUCAACUCCUUCUGCUUCUUGGUGGUGGCCGCCGCCUACGUCAAGCUGUCCUGCGACCUGCCCAGGGGUGACCUGGAGGCUGUGUGGGACUGCACCACUGUGCGCCACGUGGCCUGGCUCACCUUCGCUGACGGGCUCCUCUACUGCCCCGUGGCUUUCCUCAGCUCCGCCUCCGCGCUGGGCCUCUUCCCAGUCACCCCCGAGGCCAUCAAGGCCGUCCUGCUGGUGGUGCUGCCACUGCCCGCCUGCCUCAACCCCCUGCUGUACCUGCUCUUCAGUCCCCGCGUCCGGGAGGACCUGCGGUGGCUGCGGCCCUGCCUGGGGGCCCUUGGUCCCCUCCCCUACACGGCCGCAGGCAAGCUGGAGCAGAGCUCCUGCGACUCCACCCAGGCCUUGGUGGCCUUCUCCGAUGUGGAUCUCGUCCUGGCCGCCCCUGAGGCCAGGCAGCACCCCGGGCUGGAGACCUACGGCCUCCCCCCAGUGACCCUUGCCUCCCGCCGGCAGCCAGGGGGCCACUUUGCAGAGCCGGAGGAAACCCGCUUUGGGAACCGGCCACUCUCCAUGGACGGACUGCUUCUGGGAGCUGAGGGGGCUAUGCCGGUGGGCGGGGGCUGGUCAGGGGGCAGGGGCUUCUCUGGCUCGGCCUUUGCCUCACACUUAUAAAUGUCUCCCCCCACACCCUGUUUCCGUCCCCUCUCCCCCAACAACGAAUGAACGCAGCUUGUAAAAAAAUUCAACCGAAACUCAUUGUAACCAGGAAGCAGGUGGCCUGUCCCUGCCCACUGGCCUCCUCUCCCCUGGGCCAUUGCCUGCAUGUCCUUGGCCUGGUGUCCCCGUGGCCUCGUUCUGACCUCUUCCUUGUCGCUUGUGAAACUGAGAACCCGGGUCUUGAUGUUUGUCUGCUGAGGGAGGUGAGGGGAGCGAAGGACAGUGACUGGGCUGGGGGCCCAGAGGGUCCAGGGUCAGGGUGUGGUGGGCAGGAGACUGAGAAAGGCCCGGAGGGGUUGCCACAGGCACCUCCCCCCCAACUCCUCGUGGAUUGGAUGCAGAAUGUGUUCUGAGUCAGCUAGUCUUCAAUACGCCAUGGAAAGGAACCCCUUGUGAAAGUGAGUUUGGGAAAUGGGACCCUCCCUUAGAGGAAGACGGCACAAGGCAGCAGCGGAAUCUGUUCAACUUGGUCUAACCCAGUUCCGCAAACUAUUUAACUGUCGGUGACCGAGAACCUGGGGCUCCCUCCUUCCUGGGGCUGAUCUGAGCCUUGAAUGGGAGGCAUUUGCUCUGCCUUGGGUGCCAAGAGGCGGUGACUCCUACGUGGAAAGGAGCUCUGAGUCGCCCCACGGAUGGAGACAAAGGUGGGGUGACUGGUGAGCCUUGACUUGUAGGAAGUUGUCCCCUUCCUCACAGCUGCCCCCCCCCCAGCCCGCAACCAGUGCCCCCAGAGUCAGGGCCGCAGUGCGAGUGGCACAUGGGGAGGGGCCUCGUUGGAGCCGGAGUCAUGGGGGCAGGCGUCCUGGUCCAUGGAACGCCAUGAGCUUGCAGGUGGCCCGCGGCCGUCCUCCACCUGCUCUGACAGACCCGGGACCUGCCGAGCCUCCAGCUGGUGGGGAGCGGGUGUAGAGGGAGGGGGCAGAGGUGGUCCCACAAACUGUUGUCAUCACUCCAAAAGCCCAGUAGAUGUUGUACACUUACCCGAAAUGAGAGAAGUAAAGUUUCUCUGUGUUCGCCCGGACUUCCAGCAAGUCCGAGUGUUACUCAGAAGACUAUGAAGCUGACUUAUCUCUUUGAUUAGGCUCAAAAUCGGAAGUCUGCCAAUAACACAGCGAUGUCAGCGCACAUCCGUCUGAGGGGCUGCGGUGGCCGAGGCGGUGGCUCCGUGUCCUGCCUGGGCAGCCGUGCCCUCCCAUCUCCUCUCGGACCCACUGGGGAACUCCCAGCACCUCGGCCCACUUCCCGGGGAAUCCUGCUCAAGCUGGGAUUGGAAGACUGGGCUGCACAGGGCCCCUCUCUGCCUUCCUGUGUCCACCUCACACCCAGCUUUCCCCUCCUGGGAGAACCGCAGGUUUCAGGAGUGAGCAGGGAGGGAGGAAGGGCAGACGCAGUUCCUCGUAGGCCAAGAAGUGAGGGCGGCGGGAGGUGGCCAGAGUCCUUGGCCCUUCCAGCCUGCCUCCCGGCUACCUCUGCCCUGGAGCAGUGAGUCCUCCCACCCACAGCCUUGUCCCUUUGGGCCGCCCCAUGCCCCGCAGCUGAGAUGCCAAUAUUUGGGUCCUUCUGGUGGUAGUGCAGCAGUGGGGGUCGAUGUCCCCAGUCUCCCCUCUCUCCUCUGUAGAGGGUGAGGAGCGGGAGCUGCUUGGGGAGGGGCGCACAUGUCCCCUGGGCCCUGGGCCAUCGGCACAGCCCGGGGGCUGGCGUCGCUGCGCACGCAGAGGGAGCAGAGGCAGUCCCACUCACUCGUGUUUAGGUGCCCUUGUGUGCGCGGUACUGGGUUAAAGAGUUUGGAGGAAGCAGCGAACAAGCUGGCCUGUCUGUUGCUCAGAUUCUGGGCAGCUUUCAGACCCAGGCCUGCUUCUGGGGUUUCCUGAUGCCAUGGCCCUCCGGAGGCAGCUCGCUUUCCUGUCCUUGGGCGGUCGUCUCCCCCUCGGCCUUGGGGAUCUUCUCCCCCAGCCUCGCGGGGAAUGGUGCCCCCAAGACAACUGUGUGGGCCCUUCUCGAGGGCAGGGAGGGAGGGAGACAGUUUGAGCUCAAGGAAAACCUGCGAGCUCGGGGAUGAGAGCCCAGCGCCCAGUGCCCAGCGCCCCUCUGGGAGAACACCAGUGCCUUCAGAAGGCCGGGCCCCUCUUCUUGAGGACAGGACUCCAGGCCCCUCUGUCCCUGUGGCCCUACUGCAGGCUAGGCCACAGCUGCUCUUGCCAGGCUGUCUACUUGUGCGGAGCGGCAGCAGAGGCAGUGUCUCCACACAUCUAGGACCAGAAAGGGCAGGGGGGCUGUCACCCUGCUGCCAGCUGAGGGCUGCUCUGCUCUCAGAGACGGGCUGCAGGUGCCCCGUUAGCCAGCUCCCCCUCGCCACCUUUAAGUUACAGACCUUCCAUGAAUUUAGUUUUGAGUAAGCAGUCCGUUCACAUGAUUCAGAGGCCGUGUGUCUUUUCCCACGUCCCAGCCCUCACCGGUUCUGCCUCCGGGGUCUUCAGGCACAGCCAGACAGAUGCACCUGUGUUCUCAUCCUUCUCCCUCCAAAGAGCCUGCCUGCCACAGUUCUGCUCUGCUUGGCACACCUGCUGAUUAGCUAACAUCAUUUGUAAAACAUUUGGCUUUCCCCAGUUAUGCAGACACACCAUGCCUGUGAUUCGUCCCCUUCUCUCGGACAUUUGGGUGUCUCAAUCUUUGCUCUUACAAAGAGCACUGCCACGAGCCCUCUUGGAACGAGGCCCCCCCGCACGUGUAAGCACAUCUGCAGACGUCUUCCCGGAAGUGGGCCAAGGGUGGCUUCUGAGUGUUGGGAUCUUUUCUUUACCUGGAGGCGUCUGUGUACCUGUAACCUCUGCCCUCAGGUGCCCUCCCAGUGUGUCCUCUGCCCCAGCUCCCAGGCUGGUGGCCCUGUUUCCUUUCAGCCUGUCCAUGGGCAGUGUCCUCAGAGACUGAGUGAGAACUUAUCUGACCAGCCGGGUCAUAGGUCAAAGGUCAACUGAUGGGCUGAUCCCUUAGGCCAGGCCCAUCUCCUGGCGCAGUGCAAGGAUGGCCAUGUGUAGGGUCCUGCUGGACAAGGCGUGGCUGCCCCCAGGGGACAGUGGACAUGGCGGGGAGGGUCCAGCAGAGGGGACCUGCUGGUUUCACGGACUGCCGUAUCUUCAAUCUUUUUCACAAAGAAGGUGUUCAGUUAAUUCCUGUUGGGGAAAAAAAAAACAGAAUUAAGAAAGUAAUACAUCUCCGAAUUGUAGAAUAGAUAAACAAGAUUAUACUGUAUAGCACAGGGAAAUGUACACAAGAUCUUGUGGUGGCUCACAGAGAAAAAAAUGCGACAAGAAAUAUAUAUAUGUUCAUGUAUGACUGAAAAAUUGUGCUCUACACUGGAAUUUGA
Molecule: messenger RNA, 6280 nt
Organism: Camelus dromedarius (Arabian camel)
Lineage: Eukaryota; Metazoa; Chordata; Mammalia; Artiodactyla; Camelidae
Gene: LGR6
Product: leucine rich repeat containing G protein-coupled receptor 6
Exons: 18
Coding region: 1-2871 (956 amino acids)
Biological process (GO): activation of adenylate cyclase activity; adenylate cyclase-activating G protein-coupled receptor signaling pathway; hormone-mediated signaling pathway
Cellular component (GO): plasma membrane
Molecular function (GO): protein binding; protein-hormone receptor activity; G protein-coupled peptide receptor activity
Source: RefSeq, a predicted model, not a curated record